Messenger RNA from Sclerotinia trifoliorum, 1080 nucleotides. NCBI's taxonomy places the organism in Eukaryota, Fungi, Ascomycota, Leotiomycetes, Helotiales, Sclerotiniaceae. The record is from the annotation of a GenBank genome assembly.
CAAAACAUCUCAGACCACGCUUCACCCCUUAAUAUCAACACAAUCGUCAUCAAACCACUUACCAUCUCACAUUAUCACCAUUUGGUAUCCACAUACCCAUAUCAAGCACUUCCUCGAGGUACAAAUCACUGCAUCAAGGCUCAACAAUCGACCGACAAACCCAAUAUUGAGAAUCAUACACUUAAUCCCCCCAAACAAACACACAUACCGCUACAAUGAGUAAAAUUAAAAUGAGCGAGGAGGAGUUAAAUUUGCUGGUGGUGUAUAUCGAAAAGCGCACAGUGAUGACUGCGUACAAUGGCAACGUGAUUAGCAUAUUUGAUAAUGGAUGGUCACCAGCUCCGGGUGAUUCGAAGAGAAAAAUCUUCACAGAUGUAGCGGUUGAAAUGUCAACGGCCAGAGGCAAAGCGUGCGGGAUGCGUGGUAUAGAAAGCUUUUUCUACGAAAAUCGACCCCUCAGAGUACGUCAUAAAAGAAUAAGGGAGACUAUCAAUGAAAACCUGAACAAAAUAAAAGGAAAACUUGGACCUAGCGUGGAAACCAGAGCGGAGAUGAGCCCGGACAAUAUGAAUCCGAACAACAUGAACCCGGGCAAUAUGAAUCCAGGCAGCAUGAUGAGUCGGAGCAAUAUGGAUCCGGUCAACCUAAAUCCAGGCAGUAUGACGAGUCCGAGCAAUAUGAAUCCGGCAAAUCUGAACCCAGGCAGUACGAUGAAUCCGAGUAAUAUGAUCAAUCCGAGCAACAUGAACCCGGCCAACAUGAAUCCAGGCAAUAUGAACCAGGCGAACAUGAACCAGGCCAACAUGAAUCCGGGCAAUAUGAACCAAACCAACAUGAACCAGGCCAACAUGAAUCAAGGAAUAGAGGGCUCCGAAGCACAGGACAUUGGUUCAGUUAGCUGGGUCGAUGAAUUUGGCAACUUCAUAUUUUGGUAGGGGUAACAAAAGUCACGAACACUGAUAAAAACAACCUAGUUAUUUCCCUCUGGAUAAUGACCUCGCUUACAUCUGGAGGGGAGCACCAAUAGAGGGAGUCCAAGUUAGAAGUUGAUCCAAGAAUUUUUAUAUCCUCUUUGUUCUU